AUGAAUGCACUGAGGCCGAUUACCGCGGGGACGGUGCUGGCUGGUCUCGACAAGUCGGGAGUGUCCGCGCUCGAUACCGAUCCAUACACGCUCAAAAUCCUGACCGAAGCUCCCGAGGGUAUUGAGCGAUUGGCCAGGCUGUGGUUCGUCAGUGUAGGAGGGUCCGCGCUCCCCGAUCAUCUUGGAGAUCAUCUCAUCGCGCGCGGUGUCAGACUCCGCCAGCUAUACGGGCAGACCGAAAGCGGCGGCCUGAUGGCGCCGUCGUCAGACACUCAAGACGGGUGGAGCUGGCUCGUCCCCAUGCCGCACGUCGAGCCGUAUCUUAGGUUCGAAAAGGUGGACCGGGAUCUUCACCACCUCGUUGUUCUCCCUGGUCUUCAGACGAAGAGACUUACAAACCGGCCCGACGGGGCGUAUGGGACAAACGAUCUCUUUAAGCGACACCCAACCGAUCCUCGAAAGUGGAAAUUCGCCGCGAGACACGAUGAUAUUAUUGUGAUGCUGAACGGGGAGAAGGCGGACCCAACACCACUGGAACAUGCUGUCGGCGGCAGUGAGUAUGUCCACGUAGCGGUUGUCUUUGGGGCCGGUCGUAGCUCCCUGGGUAUGCUCGUGGUCCCUUCCACGAAAGCGACCGGCCUGUCGCGCGAAGAGCUCGAGGAGAAAAUCGCUGCGAAUCUAGACCUAGGGAACUCGCGCGUUCCGGUUUAUGCCAAGGUCUCAAUGGACUCUGUGGUUCUCAAAGAGGUCGGCACGCAAGUACCGAUGACCCCCAAGGCGACUGUGAUCCGGCCGCAGGUUCUCGCCCAGUUUGCGUCGGAUAUCGACGAGUUCUACGCGGAGCGGGAGAGGGCGCAGAAUAGUUUAGCGAAAGCUAUCCCCGACGACCUGGUACACACAGUGGUCCGAGGCCUUGUGUGCACGACGUUGGGGGUCCCUGAGGAUGGCGAUGGAUCUAUGACCGAAGCCGAUGACUUCUUUACCCUAGGGAUGGACUCACUGCUUGCCUCGCAUGUGCGUGCUCGUCUGUUGCGCGAGGUCAAUAUGGGAGGUCGAACAUUGCGAACUAAUGUCGCCUUCGACUACCCAACUAUCGAACAGCUUUCUCAACAUAUUCUAGACGUGAGGCAUGGCAUCACUGAAGGGGUCACGGUAUCGAUCGAGGAAUUAGCACGGGGUCUUGUACGGAAAUAUACCAGGCAACUAAGACCUGUUGCCACAUCUGGCGAGCUGGAGACAUGUGAACCCCUGGCAGAAGUUGCCAUUGGCGCUUCACAAGGCAUCGUGCUCCUUACCGGCGCCACAGGAACCAUCGGACGCUUUGUUCUGCAUAGCCUCCUUGUCCGGGACGACGUGAAGCGAGUUUAUUGCCUCGUACGCGCCAACUCCGACGAAGCCGCCGUCCAGCGGGUCAGAAAGGCACUCGAAGGUGCUCGUCUCCUCGCCGCUCUCGAGUCCAGUCAGCUCGAAAAGGUCACAGCAUUAUCCAGUAACAUUGCAGCCGCUGACCUUGGCCUCUCUGCCGCAGUGUAUGAGGCGCUCCACGCCUCCGUCACGACCGUCAUCCACAACGCCUGGGCCGUCAACUUCAACAUGCACCUAGCCAGUUUCGAGUACCCGUCGAUCGCAAGUGUUCUGCACCUGUUGAACUUUGCCCGCCAAUCCACCCGGGCCUCAAAACCGAACUUCGCCUUCAUCUCCAGCACCGCGACGGUCCUCCACGCCCAUACGACCCCCAUCGCUGAGACCCGCCAUGGAUGGGACGUCGUCGGGAAUAUGGGAUACGCGCAAUCCAAAUGGGUGGCCGAGGAAAUCUGCACGCACGCUGCAGAGCACGGCGGACCCGACGGUCUUAGGAUCCAGAUCGUCCGCCGUUGCCAACAAUACAGGGGGGGCGAUGAGACGCACUUCUGGCUGCCGGUGGAUAUCUGUGGAGCCGCUGUUGUGCAGCUCGCCCUGUCGUCGGGGGACUCAUCGUCCUCUCCUUCUGUGUUCCACGUCUCUAACGGAGAGGGACUUUGCUGGAACGCGGACUUCCUGCCGGCCUUGCGAGAGGCUGGUCUGCAGUUCGACGAGCUGCCCCAACAGGAGUGGGUGAGUCGCCUGGAGCAAUCGGAUCCGGAUGUGCGGGGCAAUUCGCCGUACCGGUUGUUGGACCAUUUCAGGGAGAGAUAUGGCAAUGUGACGUCCAAGGACGCGGGUAAUGAGCACCGUUCCCUUGACAUCAGCUGUGCAAGGGCCUCCGCGCCGGCUUUGAAUCGCGCGGUGCGCGUAGACAACUUACUUGUUGGCAAGUUUGUGAAGUAUUGGUUGGAUAUUGCAUGGAAGGGUUUGGAAAAGGGACCCCUCUGA
Messenger RNA from Aspergillus terreus NIH2624, 2352 nucleotides. RefSeq lists its product as uncharacterized. Lineage: Eukaryota; Fungi; Ascomycota; Eurotiomycetes; Eurotiales; Aspergillaceae. The coding region runs from base 1 to 2352 and encodes 783 amino acids. The record is from RefSeq and is a predicted model, not a curated record. The transcript is spliced from 3 exons. Gene Ontology annotation, molecular function: phosphopantetheine binding.